UUGAAUGUUGCUCAACACCAAACUCAUAAUAGUAGGACUUUUUAAGUGAUAGAUAUUCGCCAUAGAUAAUCUUAUCAUGGUUAUGUCGAGCAGUUUUAUACAGACCACGGGUGUUCCACGUGGGACACAAAAAUGGGGCGGGAUCAUGUCAGUGGUUCGACCUUCACCUUAACUGGAGUGCGCUAUCAUGGCGGGGAAAGCAGACGGCACAUUCUUAGGCUUUGACUUCAGCACUCAGCAAAUAAAAGUUAUAGCAAUCGACAAUAAGCUGGAAACUAUUCAUGAAUCUGCAGUGAAAUUAGAUGACUUAAAGGAAUUCAACACUUCAGGCGGAUGCCAUGUCCAUGAUGACAACCUCACAGUUACUGCUCCAACCAUCAUGUGGGUCAAGGCUUUGGAUAUUUUACUUGACAACAUGAAGACCUCAGGAUUUGACUUCUCCAGGGUGGCAGCUUUAUCUGGAUCAGGACAGCAACAUGGCAGUGUGUUUUGGAAAACUGGAGCCUUGGAAAUUCUGUCAAAUGUUCAACCCAAUAAACAGCUUCAUGAGCAACUGAAGGACUGCUUCAGUGUAGCAGACUCUCCAAUUUGGAUGGAUUCAAGUACAUCUAAACAGUGCCGAGAGCUAGAACAGAUUCUGGGUGGGCCACAGAAAGUGGCAGACAUUACUGGUUCAAGAGCAUAUGAGCGUUUCACAAGAAACCAGAUUGCCAAGAUCUACCAAACCAAACCUGAGGCCUAUAAUAAAACUGAGAGGAUUUCACUGGUCAGUAGCUUUGCUGCCAGUCUUUUUAUCGGAGGCUAUGCGCCAAUAGAUGACAGCGAUGGGAGUGGGAUGAACAUGCUGGACAUUCACUCACGCACCUGGUCAGAGCCGUGUUUACAGGCUACAGCUCCUGGCUUGUCUGAGAAAAUGGGACCAGUUGUUCCAUCACAUAAAGUUGUGGGCUCUGUGUCUUCAUACUUUGUGCAGAGCUUUGGCUUUUCUCCAGACUGUCAGGUGGUUGCCUUCACGGGAGACAAUCCAGGAUCACUGGCUGGGAUGAGGCUAAAACAAGGAGACAUCGCAAUAAGCCUGGGGACAAGUGACACAGUAUUCCUCUGGCUGACAGAUCCUAAGCCGGCCCUGGAGGGACAUAUUCUGGCCAACCCUGUGGACACCUCAGCAUUUAUGGCCCUCCUCUGCUUCAAGAAUGGCUCAUUGAUGAGAGAAAAAAUCCGUGACCGGUGUGCUGGAGGAUCAUGGGAAACAUUUUCUCAACACCUUGACUCUACACCGAUGGGUAACAACGGAAACUUGGGUCUUUAUUUUGAUGUACAAGAAAUCUUGCCUCAGGCUGUAGGGACAUUCAGAUUUAAUUCCAAAGGAGAGCAGGUAUCCUCAUUUUCAGAUGAUGAGGAAGUAAGAGCUGUGAUAGAAGGCCAGUUUCUCAGUAAACGUGUAUAUGCAGCAAAAUUAGGCUAUUCCCUAGGUAUUGACUGUGAGUUGACAGGUCCAGAGAGUCGAGUGCUGGCCACAGGCGGGGCAUCUUCUAAUAAAGCCAUUUUACAGGUGAUGGCUGAUGUGUUUAACUCUCCAGUCUAUAUUCAAGAUGUAGCCAACUCGGCCUGCCUGGGUGGGGCAUACAGGGCCAAACAUGGGCUGAUGGGUGGAUCCAGUGUGCCCUUCUCUGAGGUAGUGAAGGACGCCCCAGACUUUACCCUAGGUGCCACACCGAACCCUGAAGCUGAUCAGAUCUAUUUGAAACUGUGUGAAGAGUAUAAAAAAGCAGAGAAUAUUGUGCUGAGUGAGCAGACCAUAUCUUGACUUGUGAAAUACAACAUGGGACCAGUAAUAAGACUGAUCAACUAUAUGCUAAUGGUGGAGUUAGGAUUUGGUUUACAUGACAAUGCUGCACCAGUCAUGCCAGUCAUUAAUGAAUUAAUCGGUAAAUUUUUAGCCCACUAAGAAUGAAGCUUUAACCAGAUGAUAUUUUGUUGUUUAAUAGUGGUGCUCAGUUUUGUUUUCAUUGAUGUUAUAAUUACAUCGCUGUGUGUGAGCCUUUAUAUUGGAUAGUUUUCUUCUCAUAAUCUGACAAUCAUUUUCAAACUUAAAUGGAAGGUACAUGUAGAUGUGAGCAGAAAUGUAUGCUUUUUCUUCUGAUCAUUUAACAUUAUUAUAAAUACCUGACCCUUGACUUGAAUUCUGCAGGUUGUGAUAUUAAAAUACUUGAUUGUACAUGUAGAUUUUAAGAUCAUAACUUGUGAUAAGACCAAUCUAACAAAUGAUUACGUAUUAAUCCAUUGAAAUGUUUAUUAUGUGUAUAAACACGCCAUAUGAGCACUAUGUGUAAUGUAAUGCUAACAACUACUUUGCAAUGAUCUGUUUUCCUUAUGGAUGUUAAUGUUAUGUGGGCUUACAGUAAUAUGCAGGUGCAUGAAAUAACUGUGCCUCCAGUAUUAACCUGGUGUUUCUUUGGUCUUAAAUGUUGUAGUUCUCUCUUUAUCAUUACAGCUAUUUUGCUCGUAUGAUUGUGGUUUAUUGAGUCCCUAUGCAUAUUAAGGCAUCUACAACAUCCAGUCACUUGGCAGAUGUUGAUUUGCAUGAGCUGGUCGGUUAAGAAUAAUGUAUUAUCAAUGUUUUCUUAGUGUGUUGAUUAUUUAUCUUUUAAAUUGUCACAGUAUUGUUAUAGCCAGGUUCCACAGCAAUUCAUGCUGAUCUUGCACUUGUCAUUAAUUAUCAUUCAACAUAUGUACUUUUUAUCUAGAAUUUACAAGAACAUCGGUUGAUUUAUGCUCAAGCCAGAUCCAUUGUUCUACAUCUACAAAUGUUGACAAAUUAGAUUUUAUAUUGAAGAUCGUAUGGUUGUCCAGUUAAAACCGUACUAUUAGUGAUAAAUAACU
Messenger RNA from Liolophura sinensis, 2883 nucleotides. Its product is annotated as xylulose kinase-like. Gene Ontology annotation, molecular function: D-xylulokinase activity. The record is from RefSeq and is a predicted model, not a curated record. Lineage: Eukaryota; Metazoa; Mollusca; Polyplacophora; Chitonida; Chitonidae. Gene Ontology annotation, cellular component: cytosol. The transcript is spliced from 20 exons. The coding region runs from base 188 to 1807 and encodes 539 amino acids. Gene Ontology annotation, biological process: phosphorylation; xylulose metabolic process; D-xylose metabolic process.